This is a messenger RNA of Panonychus citri (citrus red mite), 3188 nucleotides long. Its product is annotated as putative fatty acyl-CoA reductase CG5065. Gene Ontology annotation, cellular component: peroxisome. Gene Ontology annotation, molecular function: alcohol-forming very long-chain fatty acyl-CoA reductase (NADP+) activity. The record is from RefSeq and is a predicted model, not a curated record. Gene Ontology annotation, biological process: long-chain fatty-acyl-CoA metabolic process. The transcript has 9 exons. The coding region runs from base 1359 to 2936 and encodes 525 amino acids. Lineage: Eukaryota; Metazoa; Arthropoda; Arachnida; Trombidiformes; Tetranychidae.
ACAUUUACAAUUCGAAGUGAGCUGAGUCGAGAAGAAGAAAAAAGAAAUUCAGAGAAAAUGAACUGAGAGAGUGAGAGGGAUGAAGAAAACCCCACCGAAUGAAUAGUCCACCAUCUCUACCGAAAGUGACCUUCCCUUUAAUUGUCAACAGAAUAGUAAAUCAAAAGUAACAAUUAACUUUCUUCUCUCACAAUUAACCUGUUUUCUAUUUUUCUCCAUCAACACCAGUUAACCAAUUUUUCUCUCUGUUUACUAUCGUUUAUUUUUCUUCGCCUUCUCAACUGUUUAUUACUUUAUUAAUUCACAAUUUCCAAACUGUUUACAAUUAACAGUCUCUACAAUUAAUUCCAUAGAGUUAAUAGUCUAAAUUGUUCAUUUUCUUCAUUACUCUCAUGUAAAUGUUAACAUCAUCAUCUUAAUGUGAUAUUCAGUUGACUCCCAAUUCGAUGUCACCCUGAUUUUUUCAUCUUCAUUUUCUCCAUCAUCAUCAACUGAUUCUUUCUUCCCUUUAUCAUCAUCUUAUCGUCCAUCAUCAUAAUCAUAUCAUCGUCAUCAUCUUAAGCCGGUUAAACAUAGACAAAGAAUCUAGUGUUUCCUAAAUCAUCAUCAUUUUUUUUUUCUUCUUCUCUAUCAUUUGAUGUUGUGUUUAUGGUCAUUGUUUUAUUGAAGUGCAAUACAUUGAUUGCGAGUUAAUUGUUUCCUGUGUAAUGUCUCAAAUCUCACCCAACAAUUAGUAAAUCACCAUAAAGUUACAAUCUUGCUGAAAAUCACUAACCAAGAAAAAGUAACUACACCAACAAUUUAGGUGACCUGGUAAUAUAUUUGAGAGUAAAGGUGGAAGACGUUUGACCAGAAAACUGCCUUGAAAAGCUUAACGAAUCUGAGUUCAGAAUCUAAUCAUACCUUCAGUUAUCAUCAUCACCAUCAUCAUCUAAUUAUCAGAAACUUCCAGUCGAUAUACAUCAUCAUCAUCAUCAUCUAUCGUCAUCCAUCGUCUUCGUCAUUAUUUCUUCAUCACUCCCUCUCUCACUCUCUAACUUACUCACUUUUCUUUCUCUUUCUCUUCCUGUUACUUUAUCAUCAUCAUCCCUUCAUUGAGAGUUAAUUUUUUCAACAGUAACGUACUGACAAUCAACGUAUCCAUCCAGUGUUGUUAAUUUAUUAUAAGUUGGUGUCAAUUUGGACACAACAACAGUUCAGGUUCCAAAGAAAGUGAAAGUUUUGUUUUUCUCUUGUGUAAUAUACUAAUUGUAACUUUACACAAUCAACAAACAAUAUACACAAUUAGUGUGUCGAUCAAUUUUUCUUGAUUAUCUUUAAUUGCUAAUAACUAAUUACAAACGGACCAGUUAAUUACAAUGUUACCUCGUAAUGAGUCUCAGAUUAGUAAUUUUUUUAAUGAUCGAUGUGUUUUUAUCACCGGAGCAACAGGAUUUAUGGGAAAAGUUCUGGUUGAAAAGCUACUUCGAACCUGCUCUGGGAUAAAAAACAUUUACGUCCUACUACGAAAUAAGAAGGGACUGAAUGCUCACCAACGAUUGGAUGAACUUUUGGAUGCAAAGAUAUUUGAUCGGCUAAAAGAUGAGAAUCCAAAAGCAUUGAACAAAUUGAUUGGUGUUUCCGGUGAUAUUUCACUUAAUGGAUUAGGAUUAUCGGAUAACGAUUUGAAUACAUUGAUUAAGGAGAUUUCAGUUGUUUUCCAUUCAGCAGCAACAGUUAAAUUUGAUGAACCAUUAAGAGCUUCCAUUGAGUUUAAUGUUCUUGGAACCAGAAGAGUAAUUCAGUUCUGUCAUAAACUGAAUAAAUUAAUGGCCUUGGUUCAUGUAUCAACCGCUUAUGCUAAUUGUAAUCGCGAUGAAGUUGAUGAAGUUUUAUACGAAUCACCGGCAAAACCUCAACAGGUAAUCGAUGCAAUGGAAUGGAUGUCAGAGGAAGUAAUUAACGAGAUUACACCUAAAUUAGUUGGCGAUCGUCCAAACACUUACACAUAUACCAAAGCAUUAGCUGAGACUUUAUUAACAGAAGAGUGUGGCAAUUUACCUGUGGCCAUUGUCCGACCCUCUAUAGUGACCGCUGCCUGGAGGGAACCAUGUGCAGGUUGGGUUGACAAUAUAAAUGGUCCAACCGGCCUGGUUUUGGCCUCUUCCAAGGGAAUCUUGAGAACCAUGUUAUUUAAUUCACAGGCAACUGCUGAUCUGAUACCUGUUGACACGGUGAUUAACCUGAUGAUCACCGUUGCUUGGUACACGGCCACCCGUCCACAGAAUAAUAUAAUUAUUUAUAAUUGUACAUCGGGAAUGCUCAAUCCAAUCACCUGGGGUGAUAUUGAACGGAUCGCUUUUCCCAUUCUAUUAAAAUAUCCGUCGGUUGAAAUGUUCCGUUAUCCUGGUGGAUGUUUCAAAAAUAAUCGACUUGCCAACGAAAUUUCCGUCUUCUUCGAACAUCAUGUACCUUCCUAUUUGGCCGAUUUUUUCGCCCUCCUUACAGGUCGUCAAAGAGGUAAAAUGGUUAAAAUUUACUCGAAACUUCAUAGAGCCAGUGGAGCAUUAGAAUUUUUCACAACACGCCAGUGGCGAUUUAAGGUGGACAAUGUCCUAAUGCUCUGUGAUCAACUCCAAGGAGUAGACAAGCAAUUAUUUCACUUCGAUGUUCGUGACCUUCACUGGCCGACCUAUUGGGAAGAUUAUAUUCUGGGUAUUCGAAAGUACGUCCUAAAAGAGGAGAACAGUACACUUCCAUUCGCACGGCGAAAUUUACAACGAUUGUACUAUCUGAAUAGGUUACUUGACCUUUUUUUGAUGCUCGGAAUUUGGAAUAUAUUCUUACGGCGAACUCGAACCGCUCGAAUUAUUUGGUUACUUUUUACCAACUUAUCGAAAUCAAUUUUGUUCAAAGUUGUUGGGAACAACAAGAAGCUUAUAACUCAAUCUGAUUGACCAUUGGCUGGACCUUUAACCUGAUAGAUAUUUAAAAGUCUUACACACUCAUAUACACAAAAUAUAAACAAAAAAUGAUGAUUGUGUGUGUUUCCUGUUCCGGUUUCCUCAUCAAUUCAAUAUACUUUUUAAGAUAAUGUUUUGUUUUUGUUUUACUGUUUUUCUGACCAAUUUGAUUAGGAAAUUACAAUGAGAUGAAACAAAUUAAACUCCAACAAUUAGAAUCAGAAUUGCAAAAUAUAAUCACUCUAA